This is a messenger RNA of Purpureocillium lilacinum, 642 nucleotides long. NCBI's taxonomy places the organism in Eukaryota, Fungi, Ascomycota, Sordariomycetes, Hypocreales, Ophiocordycipitaceae. The record is from RefSeq and is a predicted model, not a curated record.
AUGGAGGGCGCAUCAAUGCGCUGCUCCCGCCAUGUCCUGAGAUCCCCACCUCUCUAUCCCCCGCCUCGCCGUGCCUUUGGUCCGACUGUCGUCCACGCCGUAUGCGUGGAGAAGGGCAACCGUUUCCGCCCUCGGACAGACGGCAAGCAAGCCUCACCCACAGUAACGGACGGUCACUUGAUUCGGCGACGUUUCCGUGUGACAAGACGGGCUCGGUCUUCGCUUAAACGGGUAGCCCCAUGCUUCGAGUUGAAAUGGUUGCGCCAGGCACGACAAAGAUCCCGUCCUCGCCGUGGCUCGCUACCAAGUUUAUAUCACCAUGACUGUCACGGCCACCGUCAGCCGCAGCUUAAACGGCGGAAUGAGGCUCGACAUGUCCCCGCGAAAACGGGUAGCGCACCCGUCGGCGAACCGCUCACCCAAAGCCCGUCAAUCACCACCAGAAUAAGCCGCCAAGACAAGGGAACCAAGGGUCAUCUCCGCACAGUCGCAGCCGGACGCGUUCAACGGCCCGCGCUGCACGUCAAGCAGCAGGGACUCUUGACGGCGGCGCUGGCCCGAUCCGGAAGGUCUAAUGCUUGCUUAUCCCGAGCAUCAGACCAGCAGCCGUAUUGUCUGGGGAACCCGACACGGCGGAUUUAA